AUGACGCAUUCACCUUCUGGCGAGGCCUGAGAGACGCCGGGCUGCUGGAGGAAGUGGUGCAGGAAUUCAGUGUGGAAUUCAUGGAAGCCAUGAAGGGCCUGCAGCAAAGAAUCCAGGAACUCCCUUUGCAGCUGAACGAUGCCAUCCUGCUGAACAACACCGUCCAGAAUUUUGGCAUGCUGGACCUGGUGAAGAAAGUUUUGGCCAGCCACAAAUGCCAAAUGGACCGUUCCAGAAAGCAAUACACACGAGACCUAGCAGCUCUGGAGCAGCAGUGUGACGAGCACCGCAAGAGAGCCAAGGAGCUGAAGCACAAAUCCCAGCACCUCAACAACGUGCUCAUGAAUUUGACGCCUGUCUCCAUCCCCUCCCCUCUGAAACGGCCCAGGCUGACCCGGGCCACUUCAGGACCCCCAGCCAUCACCUCCCAAGUCCUGACUCAGUCGGCUCAGAUCGCCCUGGCUCCAGGAGUGCCCAUCACCCAGCUGGCCGGUCUGCCCAUCGGCAAAGUGCUCUCUGCCCUCCCGGCGUCCGCACUCGGAAAGGCCACCGCCCAGGUGACGUCGGCUGGCUCUCCCGCCUCCCCGCUGCUGGGCGGAUACACCAUCUUGACGUCGGCGGGUUCUGCCUUCCCCAACGCAGUGGAAAUCCACCCCGAAGCCUCCAACCUCACCGUCUUGAGCACCGCGGCCAUCCAGGACAGCAGUACGGUGGUCAAGGUGAUGAGCCCUUUCCAGCUGCUCACCCUGCCAGGGCUCGGCACGGCCAUCCAGAACGUGACACAGCUGUCUCCCGGGGGCAGCACCAUCCUGGCUUUGCCGUCCAGUGUGAUGGAAGGCACUUCGGCCACGGAAGAGCACACGACCAUUGAGGUAACCACCGUAGCGGACGAGACUCAGCAGAAAUGAAAUGUGGACGUUGGUCCUUUGGGGGGAGGGAGUGCUCCAGGCUUACGUGCCCAUCCCUCGGAUGAGAAGAUGGAGACGACGAAGAAGAAGAAGGAGAAGAAGAGAGUGCUGGGAAAAGAGAGAGGAAAACGGAUCGGCUGAUGGUGGAAUAGGGAGGUUGAAAUUUUUAAAAAGAGAAGAAAGAAGAAGAGGGAAGACGAAAUGAAGGGAGAAUAUCAUUGAUGGGGCAGGAAAAAGACCCCCUGUUGCUGGGAUCCAUUAAAAGCUAUAAUCUUUGCACCCCCCAGCUUGUAAGUACCCCCCCCCCCACAUCUCUAGCCAGCUCUGGGGAACCAAGGCAGCCAAGGCUGGGUUUCGAAGAAUAAAACAAUUAACUCAACCUCUGCAGGCCAAAGAAUUAGGCAAUGAGACAGGAUUAUUUUAAGCAUUUCCGGCCUGGCAGAAGUGAGGGUCCCAACAUAGGCAAUUGCCUGAAUUUUGGGCUAGGGAGUUGAUGGACUGUUUCUCUGCCAGGACGGAGGAAGAGGAGCGAGAGGGAGGAAAUCUGGCAUUUGGAUGUGGGUGAAAUGGAGAAUGGGCCAAAGGCGCAUGGGAAGGGGAAUAAGCGGCUUAAAAAUGGGGAUGUAGGAGGCUUGGAAGGGAGACAGGAGGACUUCCGUGGUGGGCAGAUCCAUUCCCAAUUUAAGAGCAUCAAUUCGCCGAGCUCCCUGCUUGCAUCUCAGCCUGAGGAGGAAGGUCUGGCCAAAUCUGCUGAAGGUGGACCCCCUUUGUUGGAUUUUUCUCCCCCUCCCCCCCCCAAGCGGUUAUGUCCUCCACGGCUACCGAGCCUUAUCCUCCCCAACCCCUGGUACAUCUGCACUUUAGGCUGCAAAACAAUGUUUUUGCCAAAAACAAGGGUGAAAAAUAGGAGCUCCCGAUUGUUCCGGUUGACUUGAGGGACUUGAUACUUGAUGUGAGAAGAAGAAUCCUCUGUCGGAAGCUACGAGGGCUCGGCUUCUCGCAGGGUGAGUUUGGGCCUAUCAAUAACGACGGGUUCUUGGAUAACAUUAAAAUUU
This is a messenger RNA of Thamnophis sirtalis, 1963 nucleotides long. The record is from RefSeq and is a predicted model, not a curated record. NCBI's taxonomy places the organism in Eukaryota, Metazoa, Chordata, Lepidosauria, Squamata, Natricidae.